GCGCUGAACAGCUUUGGCCGAAGGACCAUGAGAGGGCCGGAGCCCGGUCCCGAGCCAACGAUGGAGGGGGACGUGCUAGACACACUGGAGGCACUGGGGUACAAGGGACCACUGUUAGAAGAGCAAGCCCUUACUAAGGCAGCAGAGGGUGGACUAUCUUCACCUGAAUUUUCAGAGCUCUGUGUUUGGUUAGGCUCUCAAAUAAAAUCAUUAUGCAACUUGGAAGAAAGUAUCACUUCAGCUGUAUUUUUAAGUACAGAACUUCAAGCCUCACAGAUAUUACAGAACAAGAAAUGUAAAAAUUCUCAAUUAGAUAAGAAUAGUGAAAUUCAUCAGGAAGUUCAAGCUAUGUGUGAUACCCUUGGUGUACCCAAGUCAACAACUUCUGACAUUCCACUUAUGCUAAACCAAGUGGAAUCAAAGGUGAAAGAUAUUCUCUCAAAAGUCCGGAACAAUCAUGUGGGAAAGCCACUGCUGAAAAUUGAUUUAAAUCCAGAACAGGCGCAACAACUGGAAAGAAUCAAUGAUGCUCUUUCCUGUGAAUAUGAGUGCCGCCGGCGAAUGUUAAUGAAACGACUAGAUGUGACAGUACAGUCCUUUGGAUGGUCUGAUAGAGCAAAGGUAAAAACAGAUGACAUAGCAAGGAUUUAUCAGCCUAAGCGUUACGCUUUGUCACCCAAGACAACAAUUACAAUGGCACAUCUGCUUGCUGCUCGUGAAGAUCUAUCCAAGAUCAUUAGAACAAGUAGUGGCGCUAGCCGGGAGAAGACGGCAUGUGCCAUUAAUAAGGUGCUGAUGGGAAGGGUGCCUGACAGGGGAGGACGGCCAAAUGAAAUUGAACCACCACCCCCCGAAAUGCCCCCUUGGCAAAAGAGACAAGAAGGCGGCGGAAGGGGUGGUUGGGGUGGUGGUGGUGAUUAUGGUGGAAGAGGAGGCUAUGGUGGAAGAGGGGGUUAUGGUGGUAGAGGUUAUGGAGAUCCAUAUGGAGGAGGAGGUGGUGGUGGUGGUGGUGGAUAUAGAAGAUAUUAAAAACCACAAAAAUUAGAUAGCAGUGCUUACUUCUUGAUAGAUACGUUAGACAUAGUGUUCUAAAUAACACUUGAAUAUCAUCUUUGAAGUAAACACCAUGUUAGACUCCCUGAUAUCAUUCUUGAAUUGGGUUGAUAUGUAACAACAUUGUUUUAUACUACCAGUUGAUCUCUUAGAUGAAGUGAUGAGUUUUCCAUAUCUGUGUAUCCUUA
Molecule: messenger RNA, 1241 nt
Organism: Propithecus coquereli (Coquerel's sifaka)
Lineage: Eukaryota; Metazoa; Chordata; Mammalia; Primates; Indriidae
Gene: TSLIG3B
Product: family with sequence similarity 98, member B
Exons: 8
Coding region: 28-1029 (333 amino acids)
Cellular component (GO): tRNA-splicing ligase complex
Source: RefSeq, a predicted model, not a curated record